AUGGCGGCGCCGUGCCGUCGACAGAUCAACUACCGCGGGCAGUCCCUGGGCCUGAUCCGGAUGCGGAACCCCUGGGGGGAGGUGGAGUGGACGGGGCCCUGGAGCGACAGCUCGCCCGAGUGGCACGCGGUGGAGCCGGCGCUGCGCCAGCAGCUCAUGGUCAAGAUGGAGGACGGGGAGUUCUGGAUGUCCUUCCGGGAUUUCCUGCGGGAAUUCACCCGCCUGGAGAUCUGCAACCUCACCCCCGAUGCGCUGCAGGCCCGCAAGUUCCGCAAGUGGAACACGCGGCUCUACGACGGGACGUGGCGGCGCGGCAGCACCGCCGGCGGCUGCAGGAACUACCCCGCCACGUUCUGGAUCAACCCGCAGUUCAAGAUCCAGCUGGAGGAGGUGGACGACGACGGCGACGAGGCCGGCGGGCGCGAGCCCGGCUGCAGCUUCCUGCUGGCGCUGAUGCAGAAGGACCGGCGCCGCGAGCGCCGCUACGGCAAGGACAUGGAGACCAUCGGGUUCGCCGUCUACGAGGUCCCUCCCGAGCACGUGGGGCAGUCGGGGGUGCACCUGAAGCGGGAGUUCUUCCUGGCCCACGCGUCGCGCGCGCGCUCCGAGCAGUUCAUCAACCUGCGCGAGGUGAGCACGCGGCUGCGGCUCCCGCCCGGCGAGUACAUCGUGGUGCCCUCCACCUUCGAGCCCAACCGCGAGGGGGACUUCGUGCUCCGCUUCUUCUCCGAGAAGAAGGCCGGCACUGAGGAGAUGGACGACAAGAUCCAGGCCACGCUCCCGGACGAGAAAGUGCUCUCGGAGAGCGAGAUCGAUGAGAACUUCAAGCAGCUCUUCAAGCAGCUGGCGGGGCCGGUAAGGGCGGGGCAGGGCCGGUAA
This is a messenger RNA of Lepidothrix coronata (blue-crowned manakin), 879 nucleotides long. Its product is annotated as calpain-1 catalytic subunit-like. The record is from RefSeq and is a predicted model, not a curated record. Bases 1 to 879 code for a protein of 292 amino acids. The transcript is spliced from 9 exons. NCBI's taxonomy places the organism in Eukaryota, Metazoa, Chordata, Aves, Passeriformes, Pipridae. Gene Ontology annotation, molecular function: calcium-dependent cysteine-type endopeptidase activity. Gene Ontology annotation, cellular component: cytoplasm. Gene Ontology annotation, biological process: proteolysis.